UGGGUCAUCCCCGGAGCCGGCCCCCGGACGCUCCCGCUAUAAGGCCGCCCGACUGCGACACAGCCCGUGCCCUCGACUGCUCUCUUCCCUCUUCGCUGCCUCCUUUGCGCUCCAAGCCCAGCCCUCAGCUAUGGCAUGCCCUCUGGACCAGGCCAUCGGACUCCUUGUAGCCAUCUUCCACAAAUACUCCGGCAGGGAGGGUGACAAGAACACCCUGAGCAAGAAGGAGCUGAAGGAGCUGAUCCAAAAGGAGCUCACCAUCGGCCCUAAGCUGCAAGAUGCCGAAAUUGCAAGGCUGAUGGAAGACCUGGACCGGAACAAGGACCAGGAGGUGAACUUCCAGGAGUAUGUCACCUUCCUGGGGGCCUUGGCUUUGAUCUACAAUGAAGCCCUCAAGGGCUGAAACUCCCUCUAAGGGGCCUGAGUCAAAUCCAGUUGUGGGUAAUUGUAUAAUAAAUAUUUUUUGGGGGGUCAAAUUUA
Molecule: messenger RNA, 480 nt
Organism: Cynocephalus volans (Philippine flying lemur)
Lineage: Eukaryota; Metazoa; Chordata; Mammalia; Dermoptera; Cynocephalidae
Gene: S100A6
Product: S100 calcium binding protein A6
Exons: 3
Coding region: 131-403 (90 amino acids)
Cellular component (GO): perinuclear region of cytoplasm; nucleus
Molecular function (GO): calcium ion binding; S100 protein binding; calcium-dependent protein binding
Source: RefSeq, a predicted model, not a curated record